Molecule: messenger RNA, 3604 nt
Organism: Orussus abietinus
Lineage: Eukaryota; Metazoa; Arthropoda; Insecta; Hymenoptera; Orussidae
Product: mini-chromosome maintenance complex-binding protein
Exons: 10
Coding region: 540-3029 (829 amino acids)
Biological process (GO): DNA-templated DNA replication
Molecular function (GO): chromatin binding
Source: RefSeq, a predicted model, not a curated record
UAUACCGCUUUUUACGAUUGUCAUCAAGAGAUAACAUCUAUUUCACGUUGCUCGACAACGUAGAGUGACGUAUUGAUACUUGCAAAUUAUCAAUCGUGUUAUUUUACGCGUAUCAACAUAUUUCCUUGACACGAGUGAAUUGUAGAUGGAUUUAUUCGAUUUCUUCGACUUCACCGGCCCGAUAACCUCUAAUUUUACUUGGUUAAUCGCUUUGCUAUAGUUUAGCCAAAUAUUCAAUUGAUAUUUGCUGACAGUAUUUUUAUCGUGUUACAUUCGUGCAACGGAUCAUACGAUUUAAGAGCAAAGGAUGUACGCAGAAGAUCACAGGACUUCAUCCUCGAUACAUUUGGCUGUAUCGAAUGUUUCGCUGUAUAAAUUUUCACCGAAAAGAGUGAGAAAGUAUUUCUUUAUUGAGAAUCAACAUUUAAAACUUCGCCGUUUGAUGAUGCCUGUCGAUUUGUAACCAAUUUCUAUAAAAUCCUUUAAGAAGAUACGAGGGGACCAUAAGGAUAAAAAGGAGUCUGUCCAUUUUUUAAAUCAUGUCGUACCUUUCCCAUGUGAUGACGCUAGCCAAUGGCGUCAUAGGAGUAAGCGUUCUCGCGAUGCCCUUUUGCUUUGAGCAAUGUGGUAUUAUAUUAGCCACUGUAGUACUUUUACUAAGCAGUGCAUUGUCUCGACUGGCCUGUCAUCUUCUAAUCAAAUCUGCCGUCAUGUCCAGACGACGUAACUUCGAGUUCCUUGCAUUUCAUGCAUUUGGCCGUACGGGUAAAAUUAUUGUAGAAUUAUUUAUUGUUGGAUUCCUGAUUGGAACGUGUGUUGCAUUCUUCGUUGUUGUCGGUGAUUUGGGACCCCAAAUUAUUGGGAAGAUAAUAGAUAGGCAACCAGAGGAUAUAAGAACAAGUUUCUUGAUCAUAACAGGAGUAUUUAUUGUUUUACCAUUGGGAUUACUCCGAAAUGUUGACAGCCUAUCCAGCAUUUGUACAGCAAGCAUAGGCUUCUACCUUUGUUUGGUUUUAAAGAUAGUAGCGGAAUCGACCCGUCACAUCUUCGCAGGAGAUUGGUAUGAUCGAGUGUAUUAUUGGAGACCUGCUGGUAUCCUCCGAUGUUUACCAAUAUUCUCCAUGGCACUUUUCUGUCAGACGCAACUCUUUGAAAUUUAUGAGACAGUUCCUAAUGCCUCUCUGGAAAAGAUGAAUGAGAUCGUUCGAGGGGCAUUGAACAUCUGUAACGGUGUAUACAUUUGUGUAGGAUUCUUCGGCUAUAUUGCAUUUUGCAAUCGAGCCUUUUCUGAUUUUGGAACUUGGAAUGUAGAGCACUAUCUGAAGAACUUGGACACCUGUACACAAAUUCUGGAGAAUUCUGAUGCCCUUCAAGAAAUUCCAUCCCUGAAUUGUUUGCCAUUGCACGAUUUGAGACAUGGACAAUUAGUUAGAUUUCGUGGGAUGAUUCAAGAUAUGUACGAUCCUGAAUAUUAUUUUGAACACUAUGAAGUGGAGAAUAAGGAAACGGGUGAAUCUUAUCUUCGCUGUGGAAAGUAUACAGAUUGUGCACGUUGUUCGUCACAAGAAAGUAUUCGAAUGAACUCUGAAAAAAACCAAAGCUGCGAACGUCAAACAUACAUCCUUAUAUCGAUACCUGGUUUAAAUGAUUGGGCAAAAGAGAAAAAUGUUACCAUUAAUAAAGAAGUCGGUAAUAUUAGCAGUACUUGUAACAAAAGGAAUUUACGUGACGACGAAUCCGAAGAUAUGGACUGUUCAGAACCCAUUUCAAAAAAAGAAAAAGUUUCAUCUGAUCCUGAUAAUCCAUUUAACGAAUCUAAACCUCAGAGCAUACAACCUCAAGAAUAUGUUGCAAACUUUCCAAUUCCUAUUACUAAUGGGAGAACCUGCAUUGUAAAGAUUUAUGAAGAGAGAACAACAUUCAAAUUGAAUCAAGUUCUCGAUGUCAUUGGAUUUGUGUCUUUGGAUCCUCGGCAAAGUUUGAUUUAUGACUCGGAGGAGAAUGAUCCUGAAGUAAGGACACAUAAUCCCCCAGCAUCUUUGGUGCCUCGAUUACACGCAUUAAAAUUGAUUUUAUUAUCAAACUCAAAGAGCAACUUUGGUCCACAAAAUUCACCAGCGAUGUCGAUACAACAUAUUAGAGGAGAUUUGCAUAUGGUAUUAAGCCAACUGCUCUUUGGCGACGAGCUAGCAGCGGAAUACUUAAUUUGUCACAUGAUCUCAUCCAAUUAUAUGAGAAACGAUUAUCUAUGCUUAGGAUCUUUUCCAAUGAAUAUCACCGAUUUUCCUAUUACUCGAUACACAUCAUUUCCAAAGGAACUCUACGAGGUACUGUCCGAGUUUCUGCCAAAGACUCAUUUCUUAGAGAUUUCUCUCAGCUGUCUCAACGACGCAAACUUAACACCUAAGAAGGACUAUGACACAAAUAGAUUAACAAGCGGAGUUCUUCAAUUGAGCGAUAAUACUCAUCUCAUCAUCGAUGAAACUAAAUUAAGUAGCGGUCAGGUUACUCAAAGUGGAAGGCAGAAUUAUGCUGCUAUUGACAGUUUAAUAAAAUUUCAAAAAGUUGCAUACGACUUUAAGUAUUAUACAAUGGAAUAUGAAGUUGACAUUCCCGUGUUGAUUCUAUCCGAAGCAAAGUCCUUCGUGCCAGGUAUCAUGCAAGUCCCUUUAAAAACCGAGGAAGAGACGUCAAAUCUCUAUCCCCAAAUUUUGGAAGCUACCAAACAUUUUCUGAAGGACGAAAAUCGAUUGAACGAUAUUCGACGAUAUCUGGAGGCAUCGAGACAUGCAGACUUUCAAUUUAACGAAGAAAUCAGCAACAUCAUUCAAGAAGAUUUUGUAAAGAUGCGGCAAUCCGAUAAGAAAGCUGACGCUGAUCGUUUACACGUACUAAUGGUCCUGGCCAGACUGAUAUCGUUAUCACACGGAGCUAAUACCGUAACUGUCGACUAUUGGAAAAGAGCUCUCGCAAUGGAAGCGGAAAGAAUUGAUAGAUUAUCGCUCCUACAGACAUCCAAAAGAAAAUGAAUGACCAACUCGAGCAGAACUUAAUCCAGCCUUGCGGGCUCGCCAACUGAAGUUCAGCUCCGCAAAUCGAAAGGCUUUUUAAAAAGGAAGAAGAAGAAAGGAUGGGUCGUCGUUACAUGUGAAAUUACAGAUCUGUGCGUAGUAUUUAUAUUAUCAUCAACAUCAUUCGUAACAAAAGGGGUACGUUGACGUGCAAAGUCGUCGACGCGCAUUGACGUCACCGUAACCCGUGGUCAAUAAAUCGACAGUCUUAUCAACGCUCGUGUGCUAAAUUCCAUUUCGUGGAUAUCUUACCCCCCAGCACCAUUUCUUCCGAGGUUCUCGCGAUGAAAUGAAACUAGUAUUUGAGCGCCAUGCAAUAUCUUUGCGGACAUUCUUGGAAUAUUUUUCCCGCUGGAAAGAUAUUUAAGAAAACUCGCCUGCGAUAAGGACGUUUAAACGACGCGAGGCAUGCGCGAAACACCUGAUUGCCCUCGUAUCGAGAAACAUGAUAUGUCUGUCGAGACGAUAUCAAAUGGACGGAAAGUGAAGUCUAAGUCCAGCUCAAGGACGCCUCAAUAUACACCAUAUAACUU